AUGUGCUUCCUCUGCUUGCGCUUCUUCUGCUUGUGCUUCCUCUGCUGUGCUUCCUCUGCUUGCGCUUCCUCGGCUUGUGCUUCUUCAGCUUGUGCUUCCUGUGCUUGUGCUUCCUCUGCCUGUGCUUCCUCUGCUUGUGCUUUCUCUGCUUGCGAUUCGUCUGCUUGUGCUUCCUCUACUUGCGCUUCCUCUGCUUGCGCUUCCUCUACUUGUGCUUCCUCUGCUUGUGCUUCCUCUGCUUGCACUUUCUCUGCUUGUGCUUCCUCUGCUUGCGCUUCCUCUGCUUGUGCUUCCUCUACUUGGGCUCUUGUGCUUGUGCUUCCACUGCUUGUGCUUCCUCUGCUUGCGCUUUUUGUGCUUGUGCUUCCUCUGCUUCUGCUUCCUCUGCUUGCACUUCCUCUGCUUUUGUGCUUCCGCUGCUUGUGCUUCCUCUGCUUGUGCUUUCUCUGCUUGCUCUUCCUUUGCUUGCGCUUCCUCUACUUGCGCUUCCUCUGCUUGGGCUCCUCUGCUUGUGCUUCCUCUGCUUGUGCUUCCUCUGCUUGCGCUUCUUCUGCUUGUGAUUCCUCUGCUUGUGCUUCCUCUGCUUGCGCUUCCUCUGCUUGCGCUUCCUCUGCUUGCGCUUCCUCUGCUUGCGCUUCCUCUACUUGUUCUUCCUCUGCUUGCGCUUCCUCUGCUUGCACUUCCUCUGCUUGUGCUCCUCUGCUUGCGCUUCCUCUGCUUGCGCUUCCUAUGCUUGCGCUUCCUCUUCUUGCGCUUCCUCUGCUUACGCUUCCUCUGCUUGUGCUUCCUCCGCUUGCUCUUCCUUUGCUUACGCUUCCUCUGCUUGCGCUCCUCUGCUUGUGCUUUCUCUGCUUGUGCUUCCUCUGCUUGCGCUUCCUCUGCUUGUGCUUCCUCUGCUUAUGCUCCUCUGCUUGCGCUUCCUCUGCUUGCGCUUCCUAUGCUUGCGCUUCCUCUUCUUGCGCUUCCUCUGCUUACGCUUCCUCUGCUUGUGCUUCCUCUGCUUGCUCUUCCUUUGCUUACGCUUCCUCUGCUUGCGCUCCUCUGCUUGUGCUUGAUCUGCUUGUGCUUCCUCUGCUUGCGCUUCCUCUGCUUGUGUUUCCUCUGCUUGUGCUUUCUCUGCUUGCUCUUCCUCUACUUGCGCUUCCUCUGCAGGCGCUUCCUCUACUUGGGCUCCUCUGCUUGUGCUUCCUGUGCUUGUGCUUCCUGUGCUUGCGCUUCCUCUGCUUGUGCUUCCUCUGCUUGUGCUUCCUCUGCUUGCGCUUCCUCUGCUUGCGCUUCCUUUGCUUGCGCUUCCUCUGCUUGCGCUUCCUCUGCUUGUUCUUCCUCUGCUUGCGCUUCCUCUGCUUGCACUUCCUCUGCUUGUGCUCCUCUGCUUGCGCUUCCUCUGCUUGCGCUUCCUAUGCUUGCGCUUCCUCUUCUUGCGCUUCCUCUGCUUACGCUUCCUCUGCUUGUGCUUCCUCUGCUUGCUCUUCCUUUGCGUACGCUUCCUCUUCUUGCGCUCCUGUGCUUGUGCUUUCUCUGCUUGUGCUUCCUCUGCUUGCGCUUCCUCUGCUUGUGCUUCCUCUGCUUGCGCUUCCUCUGCUUGUGCGUCCUUUGCUUGCGCUUCCUCUGCUUGCGCUCCUCUGCUUGUGCUUCCUCUGCUUGCGCUUCCUCUGCUUGCGCUCCUCUGCUUGUGCUUCCUCUGCUUGCGCUUCCUCUACUUGUGCUUCUCUGCUUGCGCUUCCUCUGCUUGUGCUUCCUCUGCUUGCGCUUCCUCUGCUUGCGCUUCCUCUGCUUGCGCUUCCUCUGAUUGCGCUUCCUCUGCUUGCGCUUUCUCUGCUUAUGCUUCCUCUGCUUAUGCUUCCUCAGCUUGUGCUUCCUCUGCUUGCGCUUCCUCUGCUUGUGCUUCCUCUGCUUGCGCUUCCUCUGCUUGCGCUCCUCUGCUUGUGCUUCCUCUGCUUGCGCUUCCUCUACUUGUGCUUCUCUGCUUGCGCUUCUUCUGCUUGUGAUUCCUCUGCUUGUGCUUCCUCUGCUUGCGCUUCCUCUGCUUGCGCUUCCUCUGCUUGCGCUUCCUCUGCUUGCGCUUCCUCUGCUUGUUCUUCCUCUGCUUGCGCUUCCUCUGCUUGCACUUCCUCUGCUUGUGCUCCUCUGCUUGCGCUUCCUCUGCUUGCGCUUCCUAUGCUUGCGCUUCCUCUUCUUGCGCUUCCUCUACUUACGCUUCCUCUGCUUGUGCUUCCUCCGCUUGCUCUUCCUUCGCUUACGCUUCCUCUGCUUGCGCUCCUCUGCUUGUGCUUUCUCUGCUUGUGCUUCCUCUGCUUGCGCUUCCUCUGCUUGUGCUUCCUCUGCUUAUGCUCCUCUGCUUCCGCUUCCUCUGCUUGCGCUUCCUAUGCUUGCGCUUACUCUUCUUGCGCUUCCUCUGCUUACGCUUCCUCUGCUUGUGCUUCCUCUGCUUGCUCUUCCUUUGCUAAUGCUUCCUCUGCUUGCGCUCCUCUGCUUGUGCUUGAUCUGCUUGUGCUUCCUCUGCUUGCGCUUCCUCUGCUUGUGUUUCCUCUGCUUGUGCUUUCUCUGCUUGCUCUUCCUCUGCUUGCGCUUCCUCUGCAGGCGCUUCCUCUACUUGGGCUCCUCUGCUUGUGCUUCCUGUGCUCGUGCUUCCUCUGCUUACGCUUCCUCUGCUUGUGCUUCCUCUGCUUGUGCUUCCUCUGCUUGCGCUUCCUCUGCUUGCGCUUCCUUUGCUUGCGCUUCCUCUGCUUGCGCUUCCUCUGCUUGUUCUUCCUCUGCUUGCGCUUCCUCUGCUUGCACUUCCUCUGCUUGUGCUCCUCUGCUUGCGCUUCCUCUGCUUGCGCUUCCUAUGCUUGCGCUUCCUCUUCUUGCGCUUCCUCUGCUUACGCUUCCUCUGCUUGUGCUUCCUCUGCUUGCUCUUCCUUUGCGUACGCUUCCUCUGCUUGCGCUCCUGUGCUUUCUCUGCUUGUGCUUCCUCUGCUUGCGCUUCCUUUGCUUGUGCUUCCUCUACUUGCGCUUCCUCUGCUUGUGCUUCCUUUGCUUGCGCUUCCUCUGCUUGCGCUCCUCUGCUUGUGCUUCCUCUGCUUGCGCUUCCUCUGCUUGCGCUCCUCUGCUUGUGCUUCCUCUGCUUGCGCUUCCUCUACUUGUGCUUCUCUGCUUGCGCUUCCUCUGCUUGUGCUUCCUCUGCUUGCGCUUCCUCUGCUUGCGCUUCCUCUGCUUGCGCUUCCUCUGAUUGCGCUUCCUCUGCUUGCGCUUUCUCUGCUUAUGCUUCCUCUGCUUAUGCUUCCUCAGCUUGUGCUUCCUCUGCUUGCGCUUCCUCUGCUUGCGCUUCCUGUGCUUGCGCUUUCUUUGCUUGGGCUCCUUUGCUUGUGCUUCCUCUGCUUGUGCUUCCUCUGCUUGCGCUUUCUCUGCUUGUGCUUCAUGUGCUUGUGCUUCCUCUGCUUGCGCUUCCUCUGCGUUUGCUUCCUCUGCUUGCGCUUCCUCUGCUUGCGCUUCUUCUGCUUGUGUUGUGCUUCCGCUGCUUGUGCUUCCUCUGCUUGUGCUUUCUCUGCUUGCUCUUCCUCUGCUUGCGCUUCCUCUGCUUGCGCUUCCUCUGCUUGGGCUCCUCUGCUUGUGCUUCCUCUGCUUAUGCUUCCUCUUCUUGCGCUUCCUCUGCUUGUGCUUCCUCUGCUUGUGCUUCCUCUGCUUGCGCUUCCUCUGCUUGCGCUUCCUCUGCUUGCGCUUCCUCUACUUGCGCUUCCUCUGCUUGUUCUUCCUCUGCUUGCGCUUCCUCUGCUUGCACUUCCUCUGCUUGUGCUCCUCUGCUUGCGCUUCCUCUGCUUGCGCUUCCUAUGCUUGCGCUUCCUCUUCUUGCGCUUCCUCUGCUUACGCUUCCUCUGCUUGUGCUUCCUCUGCUUGCUCUUCCUUUGCUUACGCUUCCUCUGCUUGCGCUCCUCUGCUUGUGCUUUCUCUGCUUGUGCUUCCUUUGCUUGCGCUUACUCUGCCUGUGCUUCCUCUACUUGCGCUUCCUCUGCUUGUGCUUCCUUUGCUUGCGCUUCCUCUGCUUGCGCUCCUCUUCUUGUGCUUUCUCUGCUUUCGCUUCCUCUGCUUGCGCUCCUCUGCUUGUGCCUCCUCUGCUUGCGCUUCCUCUGCUUGUGCUUCUCUGCUUGCGCUUCCUCUGCUUGUGCUUCCUCUCCUUGCGCUUCCUCUGCUUGCGCUUCCUCUGCUUGCGCUUCCUCUGAUUGCGCUUCCUCUGCUUGCGCUUUCUCUGCUAAUGCUUCCUCUGCUUAUGCUUCCUCAGCUUGUGCUUCCUCUGCUUGCGCUUCCUCUGCUUGUGCUUCCUCUGCUUACGCUUCCUCUGCUUGCGCUUCUUGUGCUUGCGCUUCCUCUGCUUGCGCUUCCUCUGCUUGCGCUUCCUCUGCUUGCGCUUCCUCUGCUUGCGCUUCCUCUGCUUGCGCUUCCUCUGCUUGCGCUUUCUCUCCUUGGGCUCCUUUGCUUCUGCUUCCUCUGCUUGUGCUUCCUUUGCUUGCGCUUUCUCUGCUUGUGCUUCCUCUGCUUGUGCUUCCUCUGCUUGCGCUUCCUCUGCUUUUGCUUCCUUUGCUUGCGCUUCCUCUGCUUGCGCUUCUUCUGCUUGUGGUUCCUCUACUUGUGCUUCCUCUGCUUGUGCUUCCUCUACUUGCGCUUCCUCUGCUUGCACUUCCUCUGCUUGUGCUCUUUGGUUGUUCUUCCUCUGCUUGUGCUUCCUCUUCUUGUGCUUCCUCUGCUUGCGCUUCCUAUGCUUGUGCUUCCUCUGCUUGCGCUUCCUCUACUUGGGCUCCUCUGCUUUUGCUUCCUCUGCUUGUGCUUCCUCUGCUUGUGCUUCCUCUGCUUGCGCUUCCUCUGCUUACGCUUCCUCUGCUUGCGCUUCCUCUGCUUGCGCUUCCUCUGCUUGCGCUACCUCUGCUUGUGCUUCCUCUGCUUGUGCUUCCUCUGCUUGAUCUUCCUCUGCUUGCGCUUCCUCUGCUUGCGCUUCCUCUGCUUGGGCUCCUCUGCUUGUGCUUCCUCUGCUUGUGCUUCCUCUGCUUGUGCUUCCUCUGCUUGUGCUUCCUCUGCUUGUGCUUCCUCUGCUUGCGCGUCCUCUGCUUGCGCUUCCUCUGCUUGCGCUUCCUCUGCUUGCGCUUCCACUGCUUGUUCUUCCUCUGCUUGCGCUUCCUCUGCUUGCACUUCAUCUGCUUGUGCUCCUCUUCUUGCGCUUCCUCUGCUUGCGCUUCCUAUGCUUGCGCUUCCUCUUCUUGCGCUUCCUCUGCUUACGCUUCCUCUUCUUGUGCUUCCUCUGCUUGCUCUUCCUUUGCUUACGCUUCCUCUGCUUGCGCUCCUCUGCUUGUGCUUCCUCUGCUUGUGCUUCCUCUGCUUGCGCUUCCUCUGCUUGUGCUUCCUCUGCUUGUGCUUCCUCUGCUUGUGCUUCCUUUGCUUGCGCUUCCUCUGCUUGCGCUCCUCUGCUUGACCUUCCUCUGCUUGCGCUUCCUCUGCUUGCGCUCCUCUACUUGUGCUUCCUCUGCUUGCGCUUCCUCUGCUUGUGCUUCCUCUGCUUGCGCUUCCUCUGCUUGUGCUUCCCCUGCUUGCGCUUCCUCUGCUUGCGCUUCCUCUGCUUGCGCUUCCUCUGCUUGCGCUUCCUCUGCUUGCGCUUUCUCUGCUUAUGCCUCCUCUGCUUAUGCUUCCUCAGCUUGUGCUUCCUCUGCUUGCGCUUCCUCUGCUUGUGCUUCCUCUGCUUACGCUUCCUCUGCUUGCGCUUCCUUUACUUGCGCUUCCUCUGCUUGCGCUUCUUAUGCUUGCGCUUCCUCUGCUUGCGCUUCCUCUACUUGCGCUUCCUCUGCUUGCGCUUUCUCUGCUUGCGCUUUCUCUGCUUGGGCUCCUCUUCUUGUGCUUCCUCUGCUUGUGCUUCCUCUGCUUGCGCUUCCUCUACUUGUGCUUCCUCUGCUUGUGCUUCCUCUGCUUGUGCUUCCUCUACUUGCGCUUCCUCUGCUUGCGCUUCCUCUACUUGCGCUCUUUGGUUGUGCUUCCUCUGCUUGUGCUUCCUCUGCUUGUGCUUCCUCUACUUGCGCUUCCUCUGCUUGCGCUUCCUCUGCUUGUGCUCUUUGGUUGUGCUUCCUCUGCUUGUGCUUCCUCUGCUUGCGCUUCCUCUGCUUGUGCUUCCUCUGCUUGCGCUUUCUCUGCUUAUGCUUCCUCUGCUUGCGCUUCCUCUACUUGCGCUCCUCCGCUUGUGCUUCCUCUGCUUGUGAAUCCUCUGCUUGCUCUUCCUUUUCUUACGCUCCUCUACUUGCGCUUCCUCUGCUUGUGCUUCCUCUGCUUGCGCUUCCUCUGCUUGUGCUUCCUCUCCUGGCGCUUCCUCUGCUUGUGCUUCCUUGCUUCCUCUGCUUGUGCUUCCUCUGCUUGCGCUCCUCUGCUUGUGCUUCCUCUUCUUGCGAUUCCUCUGCUUGCACUUCCUCUGCUUGCGCUUCCUCUAUUUGCGCUUCCUCUGCUUGCGCUUCCUCUACUUGCGCUCCUCUGCUUGUGCUUCCUCUGCUUGCGCUUCCUCUGCUUGUGCUUCCUCUGCUUGCGCUUCCUCUGCUUGUGCUUCCUCUUCUUGCGCUUCCUCUGCUUGCGCUUCCUCUGCUUGCCCUUUUUCUGCUUGUGCUUCCUCUGCUUAUGCUUCCUCUGCUUGUGCUUCCUCUGCUUGCGCUUCCUCUACUUGUGCUUCCUCUGCUUACGCUUCCUCAGCUUGCGCUUCCUCUGCUUGCGCUUCCUCUGCUUGCGCUUCCUCUGCUUGCGCUUCCUCUGCUUGCGCUUCCUCUGCUUGCGCUUCCUCUGCUUGCGCUUCCUCUACUUGGGCUCCUCUGCUUGUGCUUCCUUUGCUUGUGCUUCCUCUGCUUGUGCUUCCUCUGCUUGUGCUUCCUCUGCUUGUGCUUCCUCUGCUUGCGCUUCCUCUGCUUGUGCUUCCUCUUCUUACGCUUCCUCUACUUGCGCUUCCUUUGCUUGUGCUUCCUCUGCUUGUGCUUCCUCUACUUACGCUUCCUCUGCUUGCGCUUCCUCUACUUGCGCUCCUCUGCUUGUGCUUCCUCUUCUUGUUCUUCCUCUGCUUGCGCUUCCUCUUCUUGUGCUUCCUCUGCUCCCGCUUCCUCUGCUUGCGCUCCUCUGCUUCUGCUACCUCUGCUUGUGCUUCCUGCAUGUGCUUCCUCCGCUUGCGCUUCCUCUGCUUACGCUUCCUCUGCUUGCGCUUCCUCUGCUUGCGCUUCCUCUACUUGUGCUUCCUCUUCCUGCGCUUCCUCUGCUUACGCUUCUUCUGCUUGUGCUUCCUCUGCUUGCUCUUCCUUUGCUUACGCUUCCUCUGCUUGCGCUCCUCUGCUUGCGCUUCCUCUGCUUGUGCUUCCUCUGCUUGCGCUUCCUUUGCUUGUGCUUCCUCUCCUUGCGCUUCCUCUGCUUGUGCUUCAUCUGCUUGUGCUUCCUCUGCUUGCGCUUCCUCUGCUUGGGCUUCCUCUGCUUGCGCUUCGUCUUCUUGCGCUUCCUCUGCUUACGCUUCCUCUGCUUGUGCUUCCUCUGCUUGCUCUUCCUUUGCUUACGCUUCCUCCGCUUGCGCUCCUCUGCUUGCGCUUCCUCUGCUUGUGCUUCCUCUGCUUGCGCUUCCUCUGCUUGUGCUUCCUCUCCUUGCGCUUCCUCUCCUUGUGCUUCCUCUGCUUGUGCUUCCUCUGCUUGCGCUCCUCUGCUUGUGCUUCCUGUGCCUGUGCUUCCUGCUUGUGCUUCCUCUACUUGCGCUUCCACUGCUUGCGCUUCCUCUGCUUGCGCUUCCUCUUCUUGCGCUUCCACUGCUUACGCUUCUUCUGCUUGUGCUUCCUCUGCUUGCUCUUCCUUUGCUUACGCUUCCUCUGCCUGCGCUCCUCUGCUUGUGCUUCCUCCGCUUGUGCUUCUUUUGCUUGCGGUUCCUCUGCUUGUGCUUCCUCUACUUGCGCUUCCUCUGCUUGUGCUUUCUCUGCUUGGGCUUCCUCUGCUUGCGCUUAUCUGCUUCUGCUUCCUCUACUUGUGCUUCCUGCUUUUGCUUCCUCUGCUUGCGCUUCCUCUGCUUACGCUUUCUCUGCUUGUGCUUCCUCUGCUUAUGCUUCCUCUGCUUGCGCUUCCUCUACUUGUGCUUCCUCUCCUUGUGCUUCCUCUACUUGCGCAUCUUCUGCUUGUGCUUCCUCUGCUUUCGCUUCCUCUGCUUGCGCUUCCUCUGCCUGUGCUUCCUCUGCUUGCGCUUCCUUUGCUUGUGCUUCCUCUGCUUGUGGUUCCUCUGCUUGCGCUUCCUCUGCUUGCGCUUCCUCUGAUUGUGCUUCCUCUGAGUGCGCUUCCUCUUCUUGUGCUUCCUCUGCUUGCGCUUCUUCUGCUUGUGCUUUGAUUGCUUGUGCUUUCUCCGCUUGCGCUUCCUCUUCUUGUGCUUCUUCUGCUUGUGCUUCCUCUACUUGCGCUUCCUCUCCUUGUGCUUCCUCUGCUUGCGUUUUCUCUGCUUGCCCUUCCUCUGCUUGCGCUUCUCUGCUUGUGCUUCCUCUGCUUGUGCUUCCUGUGCUUGCGCUUCUUCUGCUUAGGCUUCCCAGAUUGCACUUCCUCUGCUUGCGCUUCCUCUGCUUGCGCUUCCUCUGCUUAGGCUUCUCUGCUUGUGGUUCCUCUGCUUAUGCUUCCUCUGCUUGUGCUUCCUCUACUUGUGCUUCCUCUGCUUGUGCUUCCUCUACUUGCGCAUCCUCUGCUUGUGCUUCCUCUGCUUGCGCUUCCUCUGCUUGCGCUUCCUCUACUUGUGCUUCCUCUGCUUGCGCUUCCUCUGCUUGUGCUUCCUCUGCUUGUGCUUCCUCUGCUUGCCCUUCCUCUGCUUGCGCUUCCUCUGAUUGUGCUUCCUCUGAGUGCGCUUCCUUUUCUUGUGCUUCCUCUGCUUGCGCUUCUUCUGCUUGUGCUUUCAUUGCUUAUGCUUCCUCCGCAUGCGCUUCCUCUUCUUGUGCUUCUUCUGCUUGUGCUUCCUCUACUUGCGCUUCCUCUUCUUGUGCUUCCUCUGCUUGCGCUUCCUCUGCUUGUGCUUCCUCUUCUUGCGCUUCCUCUACUUACGCUUCCUCUGCUUGUGCUUCCUCUCCUUAUGUUUUCUCUGCUUGCGCUUCCUCUGCUUGUGCUUCCUUUGCUUGUGCUUCCUCUAAUUGUGCUUCCUCUGCUUGUGCUUCCUCUGCAUGUGCUUCCUCUUCUUGCGCUUCUUCUGCUUGUGCUUCCUCUGCUGUGCUUCCUCUGCUUGCGCUUCCUCGGCUUGUGCUUCUUCCGCUUGUGCUUCCUGUGCUUGUGCUUCCUCUGCCUGUGCUUCCUCUGCUUGUGCUUCCUCUGCUUGCGAUUCGUUUGCUUGUGCUUCCUCUGCUUGCGCUUCCUCUGCUUGCGCUUUCUCUACUUGUGCUUCCUCUGCUUGCGCUUCCUCUGCUUGCACUUCCUCUGCUUGUGCUUCCUCUGCUUGCGCUUCCUCUGCUUGUGCUUCCUCUGCUUGUGCUUCCUCUGCUUGUGCUUCCUCUGCUUGGGCUCUUGUGCUUGUGCUUCCACUGCUUGUGCUUCCUUUGCUUGCGCUUCCUGUGCUUGUGCUUCCUCUGCUUCUGCUUCCUCUGCUUGCACUUCCUCUGCUUGCGCUACCUCUGCUUGCGCUCCUCUGCUUGCGCUUCCUCUGCUUCUGCUUCCUCUGUUUGCGCUUCCUCUAGUUGUGCCUCCGCUGCUUGUGCUUCCUCUGCUUGUGCUUUCUCUGCUUGCUCUUCCUCUGCUUGCGCUUCCUCUGCUUGCGCUUCCUCUGCUUGGGCUCCUCUGCUUGUGCUUCCUCUGCUUGUGCUUCCUCUGCUUGCGCUUCCUCUGCUUGUGCUUCCUCUGCUUGUGCUUCCUCUGCUUGCGCUUCCUCUGCUUGCGCUUCCUCUGCUUGCGCUUCCUCUGCUUGCGCUUCCUCUGCUUAUUCUUCCUCUGCUUGCGCUUCCUCUGCUUGCACUUCCUCUGCUUGUGCUCCUCUGCUUGCGCUUCCUCUGCUUGCGCUUCCUAUGCUUGCACUUCCUCUUCUUGCGCUUCCUCUGCUUACGCUUCCUCUGCUUGUGCUUCCUCCGCUUGCUCUUCCUUUGCUUACGCUUCCUCUGCUUGCGCUCCUCUGCUUGUGCUUUCUCUGCUUGUGCUUUCUCUGCUUGCGCUUCCUCUGCUUGUGCUUCCUUUGCUUGUGCUCCUCUGCUUGCGCUUCCUAUGCUUGCGCUUCCUCUUUUUGCGCUUCCUCUACUUACGCUUCCUCUGCUUGCGCUCCUCUGCUUGUGCUUGAUCUGCUUGUGCUUCCUCUGCUUGAGCUUCCUCUGCUUGUGCUUCCUCUGCUUGUGCUUUCUCUGCUUGCUCUUCCUCUGCUUGCGUUUCCUCUGCAGGCGCUUCCUCUACUUGGGCUCCUCUGCUUGUGCUUCCUGUGCUUGUGGUUCCUCUGCUUGCGCUUCCUCUGCUUGUGCUUCCUCUGCUUGUGCUUCCUCUGCUUGCGCUUCCUCUGCUUGCGCUUCCUCUGCUUGCGCUUCCUCUGCUUGCGCUUCCUCUGCUUGUUCUUCCUCUGCUUGCGCUUCCUCUGCUUGCACUUCCUCUGCUUGUGCUCCUCUGCUUGCGCUUCUUCUGCUUGCGCUUCCUAUACUUGCGCUUCCUCUUCUUGCGCUUCCUCUGCUUACGCUUCCUCUGCUUGUGCUUCGUCUGCUUGCUCUUCCUUUGCUUACGCUUCCUCUGCUUGGGCUCCUCUGCUUGUGCUUCCUCUGCUUGUGCUUCCUCUGCUUGCGCUUCCUCUGCUUGUGCUUCCUCUGCUUGUGCUUCCUCUACUUGCGCUUCCUCUGCUUGCGCUUCCUCUGCUUGCGCUUCCUCUGCUUGCGCUUCCUCUGCUUGUUCUUCCUCUGCCUGCGCUUCCUCUGCUUGCACUUCAUCUGCUUGUGCUCCUCUUCUUGCGCUUCCUCUGCUUGCGCUUCCUAUGCUUGCGCUUCCUCUUCUUGCGCUUCCUCUGCUUACGCUUCCUCUGCUUGUGCUUCCUCUGCUUGCUCUUCCUUUGCUUACGCUUCCUCUGCUUGCGCUCCUCUGCUUGUGCUUCCUCUGCUUAUGCUUCCUCUGCUUGCGCUUCCUCUGCUUGUGCUUCCUCUGCUUGUGCUUCCUCUGCUUGUGCAUCCUUUGCUUGCGCUUCCUCUGCUUGCGCUCCUCUGCUUGUGCUUCCUCUCCUUGCGCUUCCUCUGCUUGCACUCCUCUGCUUGUGCUUCCUCUGCUUGCGCUUCCUCUGCUUGUGCUUCCUCUGCUUGCGCUUUCUCUGCUUGUGCUUCCUCUGCUUGCGCUUCCUCUGCUUGCGCUUCCUCUACUUGCGCUUCCUCUGCUUGCGCUUCCUCUGCUUGCGCUUUCUCUGCUUAUGCCUCCUCUGCUUAUGCUUCCUCAGCUUGUGCUUCCUCUGCUUGCGCUUCCUCUGCUUGUGCUUCCUCUGCUUACGCUUCCUCUGCUUGCGCUUCCUUUACUUGCGCUUCCUCUGCUUGCGCUUCCUCUGCUUGCGCUUCCUCUGCUUGCGCUUCCUCUGCUUGCGCUUCCUCUGCUUGCGCUUUCUCUGCUUGGGCUCCUUUGCUUGUGCUUCCUCUGCUUGUGCUUCCUUUGCUUGCGCUUCCUCUGCUUGUGCUUCCUCUGCUUGUGCUUCCUCUACUUCCGCUUCCUCUGCUUGUGCUUCCUCUGCUUGCGCUUCCUCUGCUUGCGCUUCUUCUGCUUCUGGUUCCUCUGCUUGUGCUUCCUCUGCUUGUGCUUCCUCUUCUUGCGCUUCCUCUGCUUGCGCUUCCUCUGCUUGUGCUCUUUGGUUGUGCUUCCUCUGCUUGUGCUUCCUCUGCUUGCGCUUUCUCUGCUUGUGCUUCCUCUGUUUGCGCUUCCUCUGCUUAUGCUUCCUCUGCUUGCGCUUCCUCUACUUGCGCUCCUCUGCUUCUGCUUCCUCUGCUUGUGCUUCCUCUGCUUGUGCUUCCUCUGCUUGCUCUUCCUCUGCUUACGCUCCUCUACUUGCGCUUCCUUUGCUUGUGCUUCCUCUACUUGCGCUUCCUCUGCUUGUGCUUCCUCUCCUUGCGCUUCCUCUGCUUGUGCUUCCUCUGCUUGCGCUUCCACUACUUACGCUUCCUCUGCGUGCGCUCCUCUGCUUGUGCUUCCUCUUCUUGCGAUUCCUCUGCUUGCACUUCCUCUUCUUGCUCUUCCUCUAUUUGCGCUUCCUCUGCUUGCGCUUCCUCUACUUGCGCUCCUCUGCUUGUGCUCCUCUGCUUGCGCAUCCUCUGCUUGUGCUUCCUCUGCUUGCGCUUCCUCUGCUUGUGCUUCCUCUUCUUGUGCUUCCUCUGCUUGCGCUUCCUCUGCUUGCGCUUUUUCUGCUUGUGCUUCCUCUUCUUAUGCUUCCUCUGCUUGUGCUUCCUCUGCUUGCGCUUCCUCUACUUGUGCUUCCUCUGCUUACGCUUCCUCUGCUUGCGCUUCCUCUGCUUGCGCUUCCUCUGCUUGCGCUUCCUCUGCUUGUUCUUCCUCUGCUUGCGCUUCCUCUGCUUGCACUUCCUCUGCUUGUGCUCCUCUGCUUGCGCUUCCUAUGCUUGCGCUCCUCUGCUUGCGCUUCCUCUGCUUACGCUUCCUAUACUUGCGCUUCCUUUGCUUGUGCUUCGUCUGCUUGUGCUUCCUCUGCUUGUGCUUCCUCUACUUACGCUUCCUCUGCUUGCGCUUCCUCUACUUGUGCUCCUCUGCUUGUGCUUCCUCUGCUUGUGCUUCCUCUGCUUGCGCUUCCUCUUCUUGUGCUUCCUCUGCUCCCGCUUCCUCUGCUUGCGCUCCUCUGCUUCUGCUUCCUCUGCUUGUGCUUCCUGCAUGUGCUUCCUCCGCUUGCGCUUCCUCUGCUUACGCUUCCUCUGCUUGCGCUUCCUCUGCUUGCGCUUCCUCUGCUUGCGCUUCCUCUUCUUGAGCUUCCUCUGCUUACGCUUCCUCUGCUUGUGCUUCCUCUGCUUGCUCUUCCUUUGCUUACGCUUCCUCUGCUUGCGCUCCUCUGCUUGCGCUUCCUCUGCUUGUGCUUCCUCUGCUUGCGCUUCCUCUGCUUGUGCUUCCUCUGCUUGCGCUUCCUCUGCUUGUGCUUCCUCUGCUUGUGCUUCCUCUGCUUGCGCUCCUCUGCUUGUGCUUCCUCUGCUUGUGCUUCCUGCUUGUGCUUCCUCUGCUUGCGCUUCCUCUGCUUGUGCUUCCUCUACUUGCGCUUCCACUGCUUGCUCUUCGUCUUCUUGCGCUUCCACUGCUUACGCUUCUUCUACUUGUGCUUCCUCUGCUUGCACUUCCUUUGCUUACGCUUCCUCUGCCUCUGCUCCUCUGCUUGUGCUUCCUCUGCUUGUGCUUCCUCUGCUUGCGCUUCCUCUGCUUGUGCUUCCUCUACUUGCGCUUCCUCUGCUUGUGCUUUCUCUGCUUGGGCUUCCUCUGCUUGCGCUUCUCUGCUUCUGCUUCCUCUACUUGUGCUUCCUGCUUGUGCUUCCUCUGCUUGCGCUUCCUCUGCUUACGCUUUCUCUGCUUGCGCUUCCUCUGCUUGCGCUUCCUCUGCUUGCGCUUCCUCUUCUUGCGCUUCCUCUGCUUACGCUUCCUCUGCUUGUGCUUCCUCUUCUUGCUCUUCCUUUGCUUACGCUUCCUCUGCCUGCGCUCCUCUGCUUGUGCUUCCUCUGCUUGUGCUUCCUCUGCUUGCGCUUCCUCUGCUUGUGCUUCCUCUACUUGCGCUUCCUCUGCUUGUGCUUUCUCUGCUUGGGCUUCCUCUGCUUGCGCUUCUCUGCUUCUGCUUCCUCUACUUGUGCUUCCUGCUUGUGCUUCCUCUGCUUGCCCUUCCUCUGCUUACGCUUUCUCUGCUUGCGCUUCCUCUGCUUGCGCUUCCUCUGCUUGCGCUUCCUCUUCUUGCGCUUCCUCUGCUUACGCUUCCUCUGCUUGUGCUUCCUCUGCUUGUGCUUCCUCUGCUUGUGCUUCCUAUGCUUGCGCUCCUCUGCUUGCGCUUCCUCUGCUUGUGCUUCCUCUGCUUGCGCUUCCUCCGCUUGUGCUUCCUCUCCUUGCGCUUCCUCUGCUUGUGCUUCCUCUGCUUGCGCUUCCUAUGCUUGCGCUCCUCUGCUUGUGCUUCUUCUGCCUUUGCUUCCUGCUUCUGCUUCCUCUGCUUGCGCUUCCUCUACUUGUGCUUCCUCUACUUGCGCUUCCACUGCUUGCGCUUCCUCUACUUGCGCUUCCUCUGCUUGUGCUUUCUCUGCUUGGGCUUCCUCUGCUUGCGCUUCUCUGCUUCUGCUUCCUCCACUUGUGCUUCCUGCUUGUGCUUCCUCUGCUUGCGCUUCCUCUGCUUACGCUUUCUCUGCUUGCGCUUCCUCUGCUUGCGCUUCCUCUGCUUGUGCUUUCUCUGCUUGGGCUUCCUCUGCUUGGGCUUCUCUGCUUCUGCUUCCUCUACUUGUGCUUCUUGCUUGUGCUUCCUCAGCUUGCGCUUCCUCUGCUUGCGCUUCCUCUGCUUACGCUUCCUCUGCUUGCUCUUCCUUUGCUUACGCUUCCUCUGCCUGCGCUUCCUCUGCUUGUGCUUCCUCUACUUGCGCUUCCUCUGCUUGCGCUUCCUAUGCUUGCGCUUCCUCUUCUUGCGCUUCCUCUGCGUACGCUUCCUCUGCUUGUGCUUCCUCUGCUUGCUCUUCCUUUGCUUACGCUUCCUCUGCUUGCGCUCCUCUGCUUGUGCUUCCUCUGCUUGUGCUUCCUCUGCUUGCGCUUCCUCUGCUUGUGCUUCCUCUGCUUGUGCUUCCUCUGCUUCUUGUGCUUCCUCUGCUUGCGCUUCCUCUGCUUGUGCUUCCUCUGCUUACGCUUCCUCUGCUUGCGCUUCCUUUACUUACGCUUCCUCUGCUUGCGCUUCCUCUGCUUGCGCUUCCUCUGCUGCGCUUCCUCUACUUGCGCUUCCUCUGCUUGCGCUUCCUCUGCUUGCGCUUUCUCUGCUUGGGCUCCUUUGCUUGUGCUUCCUCUGCUUGUGCUUCCUCUGCUUGCGCUUCCUCUGCUUGUGCUUCCUCUGCUUGUGCUUCCUCUACUUCCGCUUCCUCUGCUUGUGCUUCCUCUGCUUGCGCUUUCUCUGCUUGCGCUUCUUCUGCUUCUGGUUCCUCUGCUUGUGCUUCCUCUGCUUGUGCUUCCUCUACUUGCGCUUCCUCUGCUUGCGCUUCCUCUGCUUGUGCUCUUUGGUUGUGCUUCCUCUGCUUGUGCUUCCUCUGCUUGCGCUUCCUCUGCUUGUGCUUCCUCUGCUUGCGCUUCCUCUUCUUAUGCUUCCUCUGCUUGCGCUUCCUCUACUUGCGCUCCUCUGCUUCUGCUUCCUCUGCUUGUGCUUCCUCUGCUUGUGAUUCCUCUACUUGCGCUUCCUUUGCUUGUGCUUCCUCUACUUGCGCUUCCUCUGCUUGUGCUUCCUCUCCUGGCGCUUCCUCUGCUUGUGCUUCCUCUGCUUGCGCUUCCACUACUUACGCUUCCUCUGCUUGUGCUUCCUUUGCUUGCUCUUCCUUUGCUUACGCUUCCUUUGCCUGCGCUCCUCUCCUUGUGCUGCCUCUGCUUGUGCUUCCUCUGCUUGUGCUUCCUCUGCUUGUGCUUCCUCUACUUGCGCUACCUUUGCUAGUGCUUCCUCUGCUUGUGCUUCCUCUGCUUGCGCUCCUCUGCUUGUGCUUCCUCUUCUUGCAAUUCCUCUGCUUGCACUUCCUCUGCUUGCUCUUCCUCUAUUUGCGCUUCCUCUGCUUGCGCUUCCUCUACUUGCGCUCCUCUGCUUGUGCUUUCUCUGCUUGCGCUUCCUCUGCUUGUGCUUCCUCUGCUUGCGCUUCCUCUGCUUGUGCUUCCUCUUCUUGCGCUUCCUCUGCUUGCGCUUCCUCUGCUUGCGCUUUUUCUGCUUGUGCUUCCUCUGCUUAUGCUUCCUCUGCUUGUGCUUCCUCUGCUUGCGCUUCCUCUACUUGUGCUUCCUCUGCUUACGCUUCCUCUGCUUGCGCUUCCUCUGCUUGCGCUUCCUCUGCUUGCGCUUCCUCUGCUUGUUCUUCCUCUGCUUGCGCUUCCUCUGCUUGCACUUCCUCUGCUUGUGCUCCUCUGCUUGCGCUUCCAAUUCCCUGGCUCCUCUGCUUGCGCUUCCUCUGCUUACGCUUCCUAUACUUGCGCUUCCUUUGCUUGUGCUUCGUCUGCUUGUGCUUCCUCUGCUUGUGCUUCCUCUACUUACGCUUCCUCUGCUUGCGCUUCCUCUACUUGUGCUCCUCUGCUUAUGCUUCCUCUGCUUGUGCUUCCUCUGCUUGCGCUUCCUCUUCUUGUGCUUCCUCUGCUCCCGCUUCCUCUGCUUGCGCUCCUCUGCUUCUGCUUUCUCUGCUUGUGCUUCCUGCAUGUGCUUCCUCCGCUUGCGCUUCCUCUGCUUACGCUUCCUCUGCUUGCGCUUCCUCUGCUUGCGCUUCCUCUGCUUGCGCUUCCUCUUCUUGCGCUUCCUCUGCUUACGCUUCCUCUGCUUGUGCUUCCCCUGCUUGCUCUUCCUUUGCUUACGCUUCCUCUGCUUGCGCUCCUCUGCUUGCGCUUCCUCUGCUUGUGCUUCCUCUGCUUGCGCUUCCUCUGCUUGUGCUUCCUCUCCUUGCGCUUCCUCUGCUUGUGCUUCCUCUGCUUGUGCUUCCUCUGCUUGCGCUUCCUUUGCUUGUGCUUCCUCUACUUGCGCUUCCUCUGCUUGUGCUUUCUCUGCUUGGGCUUCCUCUGCUUGCGCUUCUCUGCUUCUGCUUCCUCUACUUGUGCUUCCUGCUUGUGCUUCCUCUGCUUGCGCUUCCUCUGCUUGCGCUUCCUCUGCUUGCGCUUCCUCUGCUUGCUCUUCCUUUGCUUACGCUUCCUCUGCCUGCGCUUCCUCUGCUUGUGCUUCCUCUACUUGCGCUUCCUCUGCUUGCGCUUCCUCUGCUUGUGCUUCCUCUACUUGCGCUCCUCUGCUGUUCAAUCCUCUUUCUUUCUUCUAAUUUUGACAUCCUCUGCUUGCGCUUCCUCUGCUUGCUCUUCCUUUGCUUACGCUUCCUCUGCCUGCGCUUCCUCUGCUUGUGCUUCCUCUACUUGCGCUUCCUCUGCUUGCGCUUCCUCUGCUUGUGCUCCUCUGCUUGCGCUUCCUCUGCUUGUGCUUCCUCUGCUUGCGCUUCCUCUGCUUGCGCUUCCUCUCCUUGCGCUUCCUCUGCUUGCGCUUCCUCUACUUGCGCUCCUCUGCUUGUGCUUCUUCUGCUUGUGCUUCCUGCUUGUGCUUCCUGCUUGCGCUUCCUCUGCUUGUGCUUCCUCUACUUGCGCUUCCUCUGCUUGUGCUUCCUCUGCUUGUGCUUCCUCUGCUUGCGCUUCCUCUGCUUGUGCUUCCUCUGCUUGCGCUUCCUCUGCUCGCGCUUCCUCUCCUUGCGCUUCCUCUGCUUGCGCUUCCUCUGCUUGCGCUCCUCUGCUUGUGCUUCCUCUCCUUGUGCUUCCUCUGCUUGUGCUUCCUCUGCUUGUGCUGCCUCUGCUUGCGCUUCCUCUGCUUGUGAUCCCUCUGCUUGCGCUUCCUCAGCUUGGGCUUCCUUUGCUUGGGCUCCUGUGCUUGCACUCCCUCUACUUGCACUUCCUCUUCUUGCGCUUCCUUUGUGCUUCCGCUGCUUGUGCUUCCUCUGCUUGUGCUUCCUCUGCUUGCGCUUCCUCUGCUUGCGCUUCCUCUGCUUGCGCUUCCUCUACAUGCGCUUCCUCUGCUUGGGCUCCUCUGCUUGUGCGUCCUCUGCUUGUGCUUCCUCUGCUUGCGCUUCCUCUACUUGUGCUUCCUCUGCUUGUGCUUCCUCUGCUUGCGCUUCCUCUGCUUGCGCUUCCUCUGCUUGCACUUCCUCUGCUUGUGCUUCCUCUGCUUGCGCUUCCUCUGCUUGUGCUUCCUCUAUUUGCGCUUCCUCUGCUUGCGCUUCCUCUAUUUGCGCUUCCUCUUCUUGCGCUUCCAUUGCUUACGCUUCCUCUGCUUGUGCUUCCUCUGCUUGCUCUUCCUUUGCUUACGCUUCCUCUGCCUGCGCUCCUCUGCUUGUGCUUCCUCUGCUUGUGCUUCCUCUGCUUGCGCUUCCUCUGCUUGUGCUUCCUCUGCUUGCGCUUCCUCUGCUUGCGCUUCCUCUUCUUGCGCUUCCUCUACUUGCGCUCCUCUGCUUGUGCUUCUUCUGCUUGUGCUUCCUGCUUGUGCUUCCUGCUUGCGCUUCCUCUGCUUGUGCUUCCUCUACUUGCGCUUCCUCUGCUUGUGCUUCCUCUGCUUGUGCUUCCUCUGCUUGCGCUUCCUCUGCUUGUGCUUCCUCUGCUUGCGCUUCCUCUGCUUGCGCUUCCUCUCCUUGCGCUUCCUCUGCUUGCGCUUCCUCUGCUUGCGCUCCUCUGCUUGUGCUUCCUCUCCUUGUGCUUCCUCUGCUUGUGCUUCCUCUGCUUGUGCUGCCUCUGCUUGCGCUUCCUCUGCUUGUGAUCCCUCUGCUUGCGCUUCCUCAGCUUGGGCUUCCUUUGCUUGGGCUCCUGUGCUUGCACUCCCUCUACUUGCACUUCCUCUUCUUGCGCUUCCUGUGCUUGUGCUUCCUCUACUUGUGCUUCCUCUACUUGCGCUUCCUCUUCUUGUGCUUCCUCUGCUUGAACUUCCUCUACUUGCGCUUCCUCUGCUUGCGCUCCUCUGCUUGUGCUUCCUCUGCUUGUGCUUCCUCUGCUUGCGCUUCUUCUAGUUGUGCUUCCGCUGCUUGUGCUUCCUCUGCUUGUGCUUCCUCUGCUUGCGCUUCCUCUGCUUGCGCUUCCUCUGCUUGCGCUUCCUCUACAUGCGCUUCCUCUGCUUGGGCUCCUCUGCUUGCUCCUCUGCUUGUGCUUCCUCUGCUUGUGCUUCCUCUGCUUGCGCUUCCUCUGCUUGUGCUUCUUCUGCUUGUGCUUCCUCUCCUUGCGCUUCCCCUGCUUGUGCUUCCUCUGCUUGCGCUUCCUCUGCUUGCGCAUCCGCUGCUUGUGCUUCCUCUGCUUGUGCUUCCUCUACUUGUGCUUCCUCUGCUUGCGUUUCCUCUGCUUGUGCUUCCUCUGCUUGCGCUUCCUCUGCUUGCGCUCCUCUGGUUGUGCUUCCUCCGCUUGUGCUUCCUCUGCUUGCGCUUCCUCUGCUUGUGCUUCCUCUGCUUUCGCUUCUUCUGCUUGUGCUUCCUCUGCUUGCGCUUCCUCUGCUUGCGCUCCUCUGCUUAUGCUUCUUCUGCUUGUGCUUCCUGCUUGUGCUUCCUCUGCUUGCGCUUCCUCUGCUUGUGCUUCCUCUACUUGCGCUUCCUCUGCUUGCGCUUCCUCUGCUUGCGCUUCCUCUUCUUGCGCUUCCUCUGCUUACGCUACCUCUGCUUGUGCUUCCUCUGCUUGCUCUUCCUUUGCUUACGCUUCCUCUUCUUGCGCUCCUCUGCUUGCGCUUCCUCUUCUUGCGCUUCCUCUGCUUACGCUUCCUCUGCUUGUGCUUCCUCUGCUUGUGCUUCCUCUGCUUGCGCUUCCUCUGCUUGCGCUUCCUUUGCUUGCACUUCCUCUGCUUGUGCUUCCUCUGCUUGCGCUUCCUCUGCUUGUGCUUCCUCUAUUUGCGCUUCCUCUGCUUGCGCUUCCUCUAUUUGCGCUUCCUCUUCUUGCGCUUCCAUUGCUUACGCUUCCUCUACUUGUGCUUCCUCUGCUUGCUCUUCCUUUGCUUACGCUUCCUCUGCCUGCGCUCCUCUGCUUGUGCUUCCUCUGCUUGUGCUUCCUUUGCUUGCGCUUCCUCUGCUUGUGCUUCCUCUGCUUGCGCUUCCUCUGCCUGCGCUUCCUCUGCUUGCGCUUCCUCUGCUUGCGCUUCCUCUGCUUGCGCUUCCUCUGCUUGCGCUUCCUCUGCUUAGGCUCCUCUGCUUGUGCUUCCUCUGCUUGUGCUUCCUCUGCUUGCGCUUCCUCUGCUUGUGCUUCUUCUGCUUGUGCUUCCUCUCCUUGCGCUUCCCCUGCUUGUGCUUCCUCUGCUUGCGCUUCCUCUGCUUGCGCUUCCGCUGCUUGUGCUUCCUCUGCUUGUGCUUCCUCUACUUGUGCUUCCUCUGCUUGCGUUUCCUCUGCUUAAGCUUCCUCUGCUUGCGCUUCCUCUGCUUGCGCUCCUCUGGUUGUGCUUCCUCUGCUUGUGCUUCCUCUGCUUGCGCUUCCUCUGCUUGUGCUUCCUCUGCUUUCGCUUCUUCUGCUUGUGCUUCCUCUGCUUGCGCUUCCUCUGCUUGCGCUCCUCUGCUUGUGCUUCUUCUGCUUGUGCUUCUUGCUUGUGCUUCCUCUGCUUGCGCUUCCUCUGCUUGUGCUUCCUCUACUUGCGCUUCCUCUGCUUGCGCUUCCUCUGCUUGCGCUUCCUCUUCUUGCGCUUCCUCUGCUUACGCUACCUCUGCUUGUGCUUCCUCUGCUUGCUCUUCCUUUGCUUACGCUUCCUCUUCUUGCGCUCCUCUGCUUGCGCUUCCUCUUCUUGCGCUUCCUCUGCUUACGCUUCCUCUGCUUGUGCUUCCCCUGCUUGCUCUUCCUUUACUUAUGCUUCCUCUGCUUGCGCUCCUCUGCUUGCGCUUCCUCUGCUUGUGCUUCCUCUGCUUGCGCUUCCUCUGCUUGUGCUUCCUCUCCUUGCGCUUCCUCUGCUUGUGCUUCCUCUGCUUGUGCUUCCUCUGCUUGCGCUCCUCUGCUUGUGCUUCCUCUGCUUGUGCUUCCUGCUUGUGCUUCCUCUGCUUGAGCUUCCUCUGCUUGUGCUUCCUCUACUUGCGCUUCCACUGCUUGCGCUUCCUCUUCUUGCGCUUCCACUGCUUACGCUUCUUCUGCUUGUGCUUCCUCUGCUUGCUCUUCCUUUGCUUACGCUUCCUCUGCCUGCGCUCCUCUGCUUGUGCUUCCUCUGCUUGUGCUUCCUCUGCUUGCGCUUUCUCUGCUUGUGCUUCCUCUACUUGCGCUUCCUCUGCUUGUGCUUUCUCUGCUUGGGCUUUCUCUGCUUGCGCUUCUCUGCUUCUGCUUCCUCUACUUGUGCUUCCUGCUUGUGCUUCCUGUGCUUGCGCUUCCUCUGCUUACGCUUUCUCUGCUUGCGCUUCCUCUACUUGCGCUUCCUCUGCUUGCGCUUCCUCUUCUUGCGCUUCCUCUGCUUACGCUUCCUCUGCUUGUGCUUCCUCUGCUUGUGCUUCCUCUGCUUGCGCUUCCUAUGCUUGCGCUCCUCUGCUUGCGCUUCCUCUGCUUGUGCUUCCUCUGCUUGCGCUUCCUCCGCUUGUGCUUCCUCUCCUUGCGCUUCCUCUGCUUGUGCUUCCUCUGCUUGCGCUUCCUAUGCUUGCGCCCUCUGCUUGUGCUUCUUCUGCCUUUGCUUCCUGCUUGUGCUUCCUCUGCUUGCGCUUCCUCUACUUGUGCUUCCUCUACUUGCGCUUCCACUGCUUGCGCUUCCUCUACUUGCGCUUCCUCUGCUUGUGCUUUCUCUGCUUGGGCUUCCUCUGCUUGCGCUUCUCUGCUUCUGCUUCCUCCACUUGUGCUUCCUGCUUGUGCUUCCUCUGCUUGCGCUUCCUCUGCUUACGCUUUCUCUGCUUGCGCUUCCUCUGCUUGCGCUUCCUCUGCUUGUGCUUUCUCUGCUUGGGCUUCCUCUGCUUGGGCUUCUCUGCUUCAGCUUCCUCUACUUGUGCUUCCUGCUUGUGCUUCCUCUGCUUGCGCUUCCUCGGCUUGCGCUUCCUCUGCUUGCGCUUCCUCUGCUUGCUCUUCCUUUGCUUACGCUUCCUCUGCCUGGGCUUCCUCUGCUUGUGCUUCCUCUACUUGCGCUUCCUCUGCUUGCGCUUCCUAUGCUUGCGCUUCCUCUUCUUGCGCUUCCUCUGUGUACGCUUCCUCUGCUUGUGCUUCCUCUGCUUGCUCUUCCUUUGCUUACGCUUCCUCUGCUUGCGCUCCUCUGCUUGUGCUUCCUCUGCUUGUGCUUCCUCUGCUUGCGCUUCCUCUGCUUGUGCUUCCUCUGCUUGUGCUUCCUCUGCUUGUGCAUCCUUUGCUUGCGCUUCCUCUGCUUGCGCUCCUCUGCUUGUGCUUCCUCUACUUGCGCUUCCUCUGCUUGCGCUCCUCUGCUUGUGCUUCCUCUGCUUGCGCUUUCUCUGCUUGUGCUUCCUCUGCUUGCGCUUCCUCUGCUUGUGCUUCCUCUGCUUGCGCUUCCUCUGCUUGCGCUUCCUCUGCUUGCGCUUCCUCUACUUGCGCUUCCUCUGCUUGCGCUUCCUCUGCUUGCGCUUUCUCUGCUUGGGCUCCUUUGCUUGUGCUUCCUCUGCUUGUGCUUCCUCUGCCUCCGCUUCCUCUGCUUGUGCUUCCUCUGCUUGUGCUUCCUCUACUUCCGCUUCCUCUACUUGUGCUUCCUCUGCUUGCGCUUCCUCUGCUUGCGCUUCUUCUGCUUCUGGUUCCUCUGCUUGUGCUUCCUCUGCUUGUGCUUCCUCUACUUGCGCUUCCUCUGCUUGCGCUUCCUCUGCUUGUGCUCUUUGGUUGUGCUUCCUCUGCUUGUGCUUCCUCUGCUUGCGCUUCCUCUGCUUGUGCUUCCUCUGCUUGCGCUUCCUCUGCUUAUGCUUCCUCUGCUUGCGCUUCCUCUACUUGCGCUCCUCUGCUUCUGCUUCCUCUGCUUGUGCUUCCUUUGCUUGUGCUUUCUCUACUUGCGCUUCCUCUGCUUGUGCUUCCUCUCCUGGCGCUUCCUCUGCUUGUGCUUCCUCUGCUUGCGCUUCCACUACUUACGCUUCCUCUGCUUGUGCUUCCUCUGCUUGCUCUUCCUUUGCUUUCGCUUCCUUUGCCUGCGCUCCUCUGCUUGUGCUGCCUCUGCUUGUGCUUCCUCUGCUUGUGCUUCCUGUGCUUGUGCUUCCUCUACUUGCGCUACCUUUGCUAGUGCUUCCUCUGCUUGUGCUUCCUCUGCUUGCGCUCCUCUGCUUGUGCUUCCUCUUCUUGCAAUUCCUCUGCUUGCACUUCCUCUGCUUGCUCUUCCUCUAUUUGCGCUUCCUCUGCUUGCGCUUCCUCUACUUGCGCUCCUCUGCUUGUGCUUCCUCUGCUUGCGCUUCCUCUGCUUGUGCUUCCUCUGCUUGCGCUUCCUUUGCUUGUGCUUCCUCUUCUUGCGCUUCCUCUGCUUGCACUUCCUCUGCUUGCGCUUUUUCUGCUUGUGCUUCCUCUGCUUAUGCUUCCUCUGCUUGUGCUUCCUCUGCUUGCGCUCCUCUGCUUGUGCUUCCUCUGCUUGUGCUUCCUCUGCAUGCGCUUCCUCUGCUUGUGCUUCCUCUGCUUGUGCUUCCUCUGCUUGUGCAUCCUUUGCUUGCGCUUCCUCUGCUUGCGCUCCUCUGCUUGUGCUUCCUCUACUUGCGCUUCCUCUGCUUGCGCUCCUCUGCUUGUGCUUCCUCUGCUUGCGCUUUCUCUGCUUGUGCUUCCUCUGCUUGCGCUUCCUCUGCUUGUGCUUCCUCUGCUUGCGCUUCCUCUGCUUGCGCUUCCUCUGCUUGCGCUUCCUCUACUUGCGCUUCCUCUGCUUGCGCUUCCUCUGCUUGCGCUUUCUCUGCUUGGGCUCCUUUGCUUGUGCUUCCUCUGCUUGUGCUUCCUCUGCCUCCGCUUCCUCUGCUUGUGCUUCCUCUGCUUGUGCUUCCUCUACUUCCGCUUCCUCUACUUGUGCUUCCUCUGCUUGCGCUUCCUCUGCUUGCGCUUCUUCUGCUUCUGGUUCCUCUGCUUGUGCUUCCUCUGCUUGUGCUUCCUCUACUUGCGCUUCCUCUGCUUGCGCUUCCUCUGCUUGUGCUCUUUGGUUGUGCUUCCUCUGCUUGUGCUUCCUCUGCUUGCGCUUCCUCUGCUUGUGCUUCCUGUGCUUGCGCUUCCUCUGCUUAUGCUUCCUCUGCUUGCGCUUCCUCUACUUGCGCUCCUCUGCUUCUGCUUCCUCUGCUUGUGCUUCCUCUGCUUGUGCUUCCUCUGCUUGCUCUUCCUCUGCUUACGCUCCUCUACUUGCGCUUCCUUUGCUUGUGCUUCCUCUACUUGCGCUUCCUCUGCUUGUGCUUCCUCUCCUGGCGCUUCCUCUACUUGUGCUUCCUCUGCUUGCGCUUCCACUACUUACGCUUCCUCUGCUUGUGCUUCCUCUGCUUGCUCUUCCUUUGCUUACGCUUCCUUUGCCUGCGCUCCUCUGCUUGUGCUGCCUUUGCUUGUGCUUCCUCUGCUUGUGCUUCCUGUGCUUGUGCUUCCUCUACUUGCGCUACCUUUGCUAGUGCUUCCUCUGCUUGUGCUUCCUCUGCUUGCGCUCCUCUGCUUGUGCUUCCUCUUCUUGCAAUUCCUCUGCUUGCACUUCCUCUGCUUGCUCUUCCUCUAUUUGCGCUUCCUCUGCUUGCGCUUCCUCUACUUGCGCUCCUCUGCUUGUGCUUCCUCUGCUUGCGCUUCCUCUGCUUGUGCUUCCUCUGCUUCCGCUUCCUCUGCUUGUGCUUCCUCUUCUUGCGCUUCCUCUGCUUGCGCUUCCUCUGCUUGCGCUUUUUCUGCUUGUGCUUCCUCUGCUUAUGCUUCCUCUGCUUGUGCUUCCUCUGCUUGCGCUUCCUCUACUUGUGCUUCCUCUGCUUACGCUUCCUCUGCUUGCGCUUCCUCUGCUUGCGCUUCCUCUGCUUGCGCUUCCUCUGCUUCUUCUUCCUUUGCUUGCGCUUCCUCUGCUUGCACUUCCUCUGCUUGUGCUCCUCUGCUUGCGCUUCCUAUGCUUGCGCUCCUCUGCUUGCGCUUCCUCUGCUUACGCUUCCUAUACUUGCGCUUCCUUUGCUUGUGCUUCGUCUGCUUGUGCUUCCUCUGCUUGUGCUUCCUCUACUUACGCUUCCUCUGCUUGCGCUUCCUCUACUUGUGCUCCUCUGCUUGUGCUUCCUCUGCUUGUGCUUCCUCUGCUUGCGCUUCCUCUUCUUGUGCUUCCUCUGCUCCCGCUUCCUCUGCUUGCGCUCCUCUGCUUCUGCUUUCUCUGCUUGUGCUUCCUGCAUGUGCUUCCUCCGCUUGCGCUUCCUCUGCUUACGCUUCCUCUGCUUGCACUUCCUCUGCUUGCGCUUCCUCUGCUUACGCUUCCUCUUCUUGCGCUUCCUCUGCUUACGCUUCCUCUGCUUGUGCUUCCCCUGCUUGCUCUUCCUUUGCUUACGCUUCCUCUGCUUGCGCUCCUCUGCUUGCGCUUCCUCUGCUUGUGCUUCCUCUGCUUGCGCUUCCUCUGCUUGUGCUUCCUCUCCUUGCGCUUCCUCUGCUUGUGCUUCCUCUGCUUGUGCUUCCUCUGCUUGCGCUCCUCUGCUUGUGCUUCCUCUGCUUGUGCUUCCUGCUUGUGCUUCCUCUGCUUGCGCUUCCUCUGCUUGUGCUUCCUCUACUUGCGCUUCCACUGCUUGCGCUUCCUCUUCUUGCGCUUCCACUGCUUACGCUUCUUCUGCUUGUGCUUCCUCUGCUUGCUCUUCCUUUGCUUACGCUUCCUCUGCCUGCGCUCCUCUGCUUGUGCUUCCUCUGCUUGUGCUUCCUCUGCUUGUGCUUCCUCUACUUGCACUUCCUCUGCUUGUGCUUUCUCUGCUUGGGCUUUCUCUGCUUGCGCUUCUCUCCUUCUGCUUCCUCUACUUGUGCUUCCUGCUUGUGCUUCCUCUGCUUGCGCUUCCUCUGCUUACGCUUUCUCUGCUUGCGCUUCCUCUGCUUGCGCUUCCUCUGCUUGCGCUUCCUCCUCUUGCGCUUCCUCUGCUUACGCUUCCUCUGCUUGUGCUUCCUCUGCUUGCUCUUCCUUUGCUUACGCUUCCUCUGCUUGCGCUCCUUUGCUUGCGCUUCCUCUGCUUGUGCUUCCUCUGCUUGCGCUUCCUCUGCUUAUGCUUCCUCUCCUUGCGCUUCCUCUGCUUGUGCUUCCUCUGCUUGCGCUUCCUAUGCUUGCGCUCCUCUGCUUGUGCUUCCUGCUUGUGCUUCCUCUGCUUGCGCUUCCUCUACUUGUGCUUCCUCUACUUGCGCUUCCACUGCUUGCGCUUCCUCUACUUGCGCUUCCUCUGCUUGUGCUUUCUCUGCUUGGGCUUCCUCUGCUUGCGCUUCUCUGCUUCUGCUUCCUCCACUUGUGCUUCCUGCUUGUGCUUCCUCUGCUUGCGCUUCCUCUGCUUACGCUUUCUCUGCUUGCGCUUCCUCUGCUUGCGCUUCCUCUGCUUGUGCUUUCUCUGCUUGGGCUUCCUCUGCUUGCGCUUCUCUGCUUCUGCUUCCUCUACUUGUGCUUCCUGCUUGUGCUUCCUCUGCUUGCGCUUCCUCUGCUUGCGCUUCCUCUCCUUGCGCUUCCUCUGCUUGCUCUUCCUUUGCUUACGCUUCCUCUGCCUGUGCUUCCUCUGCUUGUGCUUCCUCUACUUGCGCUUCCUCUGCUUGCGCUUCCUCUGCUUGCGCUUCCUCUGCUUGCGCUUUUUCUGCUUGUGCUUCCUCUGCUUAUGCUUCCUCUGCUUGUGCUUCCUCUGCUUGCGCUUCCUCUACUUGUGCUUCCUCUGCUUACGCUUCCUCUGCUUGCGCUUCCUCUGCUUGCGCUUCCUCUGCUUGCGCUUCCUCUUCUUGUUCUUCCUCUGCUUGCGCUUCCUUUGCUUGCACUUCCUCUGCUUGUGCUCCUCUGCUUGCGCUUCCUAUGCUUGCGCUCCUCUGCUUGCGCUUCCUCUGCUUACGCUUCCUAUACUUGCGCUUCCUUUGCUUGUGCUUCGUCUGCAUGUGCUUUCUCUGCUUGUGCUUCCUCUACUUACGCUUCCUCUGCUUGCGCUUCCUCUACUUGUGCUCCUCUGCUUGUGCUUCCUCUGCUUGUGCUUCCUCUGCUUGCGCUUCCUCUUCUUGUGCUUCCUCUGCUCCCGCUUCCUCUGCUUGCGCUCCUCUGCUUCUGCUUUCUCUGCUUGUGCUUCCUGCAUGUGCUUCCUCCGCUUGCGCUUCCUCUGCUUACGCUUCCUCUGCUUGCGCUUCCUCUGCUUGCGCUUCCUCUGCUUGCGCUUCCUCUUCUUGCGCUUCCUCUGCUUACGCUUCCUCUGCUUGUGCUUCCCCUGCUUGCUCUUCCUUUGCUUACGCUUCCUCUGCUUGCGCUCCUCUGCUUGCGCUUCCUCUGCUUGUGCUUCCUCUGCUUGCGCUUCCUCUGCUUGUGCUUCCUCUCCUUGCGCUUCCUCUGCUUGUGCUUCCUCUGCUUGUGCUUCCUCUGCUUGCGCUCCUCUGCUUGUGCUUCCUCUGCUUGUGCUUCCUGCUUGUGCUUCCUCUGCUUGCGCUUCCUCUGCUUGUGCUUCCUCUACUUGCGCUUCCACUGCUUGCGCUUCCUCUUCUUGCGCUUCCACUGCUUACGCUUCUUCUGCUUGUGCUUCCUCUGCUUGCUCUUCCUUUGCUUACGCGUCCUCUGCCUGCGCUCCUCUGCUUGUGCUUCCUCUGCUUGUGCUUCCUCUGCUUGCGCUUCCUCUGCUUGUGCUUCCUCUACUUGCACUUCCUCUGCUUGUGCUUUCUCUGCUUGGGCUUUCUCUGCUUGCGCUUCUCUCCUUCUGCUUCCUCUACUUGUGCUUCCUGCUUGUGCUUCCUUUGCUUGCGCUUCCUCUGCUUACGCUUUCUCUGCUUGCGCUUCCUCUGCUUGCGCUUCCUCUGCUUGCGCUUCCUCUUCUUGCGCUUCCUCUGCUUACGCUUCCUCUGCUUGUGCUUCCUCUGCUUGCUCUUCCUUUGCUUACGCUUCCUCUGCUUGCGCUCCUUUGCUUGCGCUUCCUCUGCUUGUGCUUCCUCUGCUUGCGCUUCCUCUGCUUAUGCUUCCUCUCCUUGCGCUUCCUCUGCUUGUGCUUCCUCUGCUUGCGCUUCCUAUGCUUGCGCUCCUCUGCUUGUGCUUCUUCUGCCUCUGCUUCCUGCUUGUGCUUCCUCUGCUUGCGCUUCCUCUACUUGUGCUUCCUCUACUUGCGCUUCCACUGCUUGCGCUUCCUCUACUUGCGCUUCCUUUGCUUGUGCUUUCUCUGCUUGGGCUUCCUCUGCUUGCGCUUCUCUGCUUCUGCUUCCUCCACUUGUGCUUCCUGCUUGUGCUUCCUCUGCUUGCGCUUCCUCUGCUUACGCUUUCUCUGCUUGCGCUUCCUCUGCUUGCGCUUCCUCUGCUUUUGCUUUCUCUGCUUGGGCUUCCUCUGCUUGCGCUUCUCUGCUUCUGCUUCCUCUACUUGUGCUUCCUGCUUGUGCUUCCUCUGCUUGCGCUUCCUCUGCUUGCGCUUCCUCUGCUUGCGCUUCCUCUGCUUGCUCUUCCUUUGCUUACGCUUCCUCUGCCUGCGCUUCCUCUGCUUGUGCUUCCUCUACUUGCGCUUCCUCUGCUUGCGCUUCCUCUGCUUGUGCUUCCUCUACUUGCGCUCCUCUGCUGUUCAAUCCUCUUUCUUUCUUCUAAUUUUGACAUCCUCUGCUUGCGCUUCCUCUGCUUGCGCUUCCUCUGCUUGUGCUCCUCUUUUUGCGCUUCCUCUGCUUGUGCUUCCUCUGCUUGCGCUUCCUCUGCUUGCGCUUCCUCUCCUUGCGCUUCUUCUGCUUGCGCUUCCUCUACUUGCGCUCCUCUGCUUGUGCUUCUUCUGCUUGUGCUUCCUGCUUGUGCUUCUUGCUUGCGCUUCCUCUGCUUGUGCUUCCUCUACUUGCGCUUCCUCUGCUUGUGCUUCCUCUGCUUGUGCUUCUUCUGCUUGCGCUUCCUCUGCUUGUGCUUCCUCUGCUUGUGCUUCUUCUGCUUGCGCUUCCUCUGCUUGUGCUUCCUCUGCUUGUGCUUCCUCUGCUUGCGCUUCCUCUGCUUAUGCUUCCUCUCCUUGCGCUUCCUCUCCUUGUGCUUCCUCUCCUUGUGCUUCCUCUGCUUGCGCUUCCUAUGCUUGCGCUCCUCUGCUUGUGCUUCUUCUGCCUCUGCUUCCUGCUUGUGCUUCCUCUGCUUGCGCUUCCUCUGCUUGCGCUUCCUCUGCUUGCUCUUCCUUUGCUUACGCUUCCUCUGCCUGCGCUUCCUCUGCUUGUGCUUCCUCUACUUGCGCUUCCUCUGCUUGCGCUUCCUCUGCUUGCGCUUCCUCUGCUUGCGCUUUUUCUGCUUGUGCUUCCUCUGCUUAUGCUUCCUCUGCUUGUGCUUCCUCUGCUUGCGCUUCCUCUACUUGUGCUUCCUCUGCUUACGCUUCCUCUGCUUGCGCUUCCUCUGCUUGCGCUUCCUCUGCUUGCGCUUCCUCUGCUUGUUCUUCCUCUGCUUGCGCUUCCUCUGCUUGCACUUCCUCUGCUUGUGCUCCUCUGCUUGCGCUUCCUAUGCUUGCGCUCCUCUGCUUGCGCUUCCUCUGCUUACGCUUUCUAUACUUGCGCUUCCUUUGCUUGUGCUUCGUCUGCUUGUGCUUCCUCUGCUUAUGCUUCCUCUACUUACGCUUCCUCUGCUUGCGCUUCCUCUACUUGUGCUCCUCUGCUUGUGCUUCCUCUGCUUGUGCUUCCUCUGCUUGCGCUUCCUCUUCUUGUGCUUCCUCUGCUCCCGCUUCCUCUGCUUGCGCUCCUCUGCUUCUGCUUUCUCUGCUUGUGCUUCCUGCAUGUGCUUCCUCCGCUUGCGCUUCCUCUGCUUACGCUUCCUCUGCUUGCGCUUCCUCUGCUUGCGCUUCCUUUGCUUGCGCUUCCUCUUCUUGCGCUUCCUCUGCUUACGCUUCCUCUGCUUGUGCUUCCCCUGCUUGCUCUUCCUUUGCUUACGCUUCCUCUGCUUGCGCUCCUUUGCUUGCGCUUCCUCUGCUUGUGCUUCCUCUGCUUGCGCUUCCUCUGCUUAUGCUUCCUCUCCUUGCGCUUCCUCUGCUUGUGCUUCUCUGCUUGUGCUUCUUCUGCUUGCGCUUCCUCUGCUUGUGCUUCCUCUGCUUGCGCUUCCUCUAA
Molecule: messenger RNA, 29679 nt
Organism: Closterium sp. NIES-65
Lineage: Eukaryota; Viridiplantae; Streptophyta; Zygnematophyceae; Desmidiales; Closteriaceae
Source: the annotation of a GenBank genome assembly